Messenger RNA from Apis florea (little honeybee), 2619 nucleotides. It is a transcript of the gene Obp10, whose product is annotated as odorant binding protein 10. Gene Ontology annotation, molecular function: odorant binding. Lineage: Eukaryota; Metazoa; Arthropoda; Insecta; Hymenoptera; Apidae. The record is from RefSeq and is a predicted model, not a curated record.
AUAUCCGCCAAUCAAAUCUGCAUUUAUGUGUACACCCUGUCCUAUAUAUGUAGAAUCAAAAGGUUCGUUCACCCGUUCCUUUUAACUUAAGAGACAUUUUAAUUACUGGAUCAAAAUGGAUAGUUGCAAUCAAUUAACACAAAUUAACUGAAAAUACGAUCUAUCGACAAAAUAAAUGAUUGAUGAACCAAAUAACAUAUCAAAGGUGGGAAAUUUUAUUCGGUCAGAAGCGGGUGCGGUGCGUGAGGUCAGCAGUUAAGAGAUCUCUUUUGUCAGAGAAGAGUCGUCGAGCGGAUUACAUGUUUAGUCGCGCCCUCGAGCUUGCUCACACCAUCGUGACGAUUAUACGUUCUACUGAACGUUCCUCGUUCUCCGGACCUCGGCCGGACCACAUUAUCUAACUCAACUUCGAUUGGAGAUCAUUAACUCGUUCUUUCCAAUUUGUGUCAUUUCAAUAUUAAAUAGAAAUCAUGAAAUACUCGAUACUGUUGAGCUUGUUAAUCACUUGCUUGAUUCGGUCACCAAUUGUUCAUUGUGGGACACGACCGAGUUUUGUCUCUGACGAGAUGAUCGCAACAGCAGCCAGCGUGGUGAAUGCUUGCCAGACACAGACAGGAGUGGCAACAGUGGACAUAGAGGCAGUAAGAAAUGGUCAAUGGCCUGAAACACGUCAAUUGAAGCAUUCUUUUUGCUUUGCAGUGUUACAUGUACUGUUUAUGGGAACAAUUCGGAUUGGUGGAUGACAAGAGAGAACUUAGUUUGAACGGCAUGCUCACAUUUUUCCAAAGAAUACCAGCAUACAGAGCUGAAGUUCAGAAAGCGAUCAGCGAAUGCAAGGGGAUCGGUAAAUAUUUGGCUAAGGGCGACAAUUGCGAAUACGCGUAUAGAUUUAACAAAUGUUACGCGGAAUUGUCUCCACGGACGUAUUAUCUCUUUUAACCGAGUUUUUAUCUGAGCCAAAGAAGAAACAAGAUCAAAGGGAAAUGAUGCUUAUGAUGACUGUAGGACGAAUCGAAACUCGGAUAGAAUCUUGAUUCGUUUUAUCAUAAAACGGAAUCAUACAUCGUUUGAAUGUAGACGACGACUCUCUGUAUGGGAAAGAAGUUAAUAAAAAAAAGAAAAAAAAGAAAAAAAAAGGAAAAAAAAAUUCGAGACAUGUAUAUUAUUUGUCUUACUGUUUCCUACAUCGAUAUUGAGAUAUGUAUCCUUUAUGUUUUAUUCGUUUUAAAGAUAUUUCAAAAAUGUUGAUACUACAAAACUGGAGUAACCGUUUAAACUAUCCAGUUGAUCGCAAUUUCCGAUGCUUGGUCGGUCCAAUUGUCAAUUGAGGUCAUGAUUAAGCGUGAUAGAAAGGAAUGAUUUGAGAACGAGAUAAAUUUCGUUUGAAUAAUAUACAUUGUAGUAAUACAACAUAACAAUAAUAAUUUUUUUAAAUCAAAAACCAACAAAUUUUUACAAUAUCCAUGUAACAACGUGAUUGAUUAAACAACGCGCGCUCUCUCUUUUAUAUAUAAAAAAUGGACAGUUCGAUCAUCCGUUUAAUUGUUAUGUAUUCUCAUCGCAUAGAAGGAAACACGUUUUAAUUAACGUCGUUUCCAAGAUGUUCAAAUACACGAGCUCUGCAUAUUAAUUAAACGUUUUGCAUUACAUUGUAUUCCAUUCUCAGGCUUUGUGUUCGAUAAUAACCCUUUGUUAUAAAUUAAUUAUCUUGUAUUAACGCUAAAUUUUGUACUUUUGUCAGAGUUUAAGUUCUUCUUUGGCUGUUAUACCGUAUUAUUAGAUAAAUGUUCUUGAUCAAGAAGAAACGUUUGCAUAUUCAUUAGACGAGCAAGAUUUGAUUCGUGUUUUCUGAAUUGAUACGUACAAUUUGAAAAUUAUGGCGACCAAUUAUCACUUCCCGUUUGGGUAAAAAGUGAACAUCUAUAAAUGCUACGAAUUCGUACCAGGAAAACAUAGUCCACUAGUGUUGUUUUGUACAUAAAGAAUCAAUUUUUUUAUUUUUCUAUCAAUCGCAACGAAUCGUCGAGAAAAUGAGAACAGCGAAAAUUUGGUUGAUAUCAUUAUUGUAUUAUUUGGUAUUGCAAAUCGUUCUCGUUUACGGAGUCAGCGAUAUCGACGAAUUUAGAGAAUUGACGUCUAAAUACAGGAAAAAGUGUAUUAGCGAGACUAAAACGACAGCUGAGGUUGUCGAAGCUACGGAAUAUGGAGAAUUUCCUGAUGAUGAGAAAUUGAAAUGUUACUUCAAUUGCGUACUUGAAAAGUAUAAUGUGAUGGAUAAGAAAAAUGGAAAGAUAAAAUAUAAUUUACUGAAAACAGUAAUUCCAGAAGCAUUUAAAGAAAUAGGUCACGAGAUGAUUGAUACUUGCAGCAGUAUCGAUUCAAAUGACAAAUGCGAAAAAUCUUUUAUGUUUAUGAAGUGUAUGUUCGAAGUCAAUCCCAUAGCAUUUAUUGCUCCGUGAUCACCAGAAAUACAGACUGUGGAUCAUUACUGUAUCGUUAUUAUAAGAUAAAUUUGUUGGAUCCGUAUUUCAUAAAAAUAUAAUUAUUUAUGAAAAUGUGAAAUAUACGUUAGAAACAUAUCGACCAACGUUUUGUCUUGAAAAUCGUUCACACACGGCA